AUGUUUCUCGAUGAAAGGCCUGGAUCUGCGCUUCCGAAACAGCGUCAAGGCCAGAUAUGCACACGGCCUGGGAGCUCGAACAACGCACGCUGCCAGUCUGCUGCUAAGACAACAACAACACAUCGCGCAAUCCAGAUGCCUGAUGUUGACCUCCAUUCCAUGCUUCCAGAAGUCCAGUCGUACAGCAUAACUUACGAAACCGGAACGAAGCCCUGUGCGUCGAUCCCCGGCUCUGGGUCCUUCGUCAGUGAUCGCAAAUGA
This is a messenger RNA of Uncinocarpus reesii 1704, 261 nucleotides long. RefSeq lists its product as uncharacterized. The record is from RefSeq and is a predicted model, not a curated record. The transcript has 2 exons. The coding region runs from base 1 to 261 and encodes 86 amino acids. Lineage: Eukaryota; Fungi; Ascomycota; Eurotiomycetes; Onygenales; Onygenaceae.